Molecule: messenger RNA, 2082 nt
Organism: Arachis duranensis
Lineage: Eukaryota; Viridiplantae; Streptophyta; Magnoliopsida; Fabales; Fabaceae
Exons: 2
Coding region: 1-2082 (693 amino acids)
Biological process (GO): DNA integration
Molecular function (GO): RNA-DNA hybrid ribonuclease activity; nucleic acid binding
Source: RefSeq, a predicted model, not a curated record
AUGAACAGGAUAUUCCACGACCUCAUAGGGAAAACAGUUGAAGUCUACGUGGACGACAUCCUGGCAAAAACAACACGACCUGACGACCUCUUGAACGACCUGGCAAGAGUAUUCGCGUCCCUCCGUCAACACGGUAUGAGGCUGAAUCCCCUCAAGUGCGCCUUCGCCAUGGAAGCCGGCAAAUUCCUGGGAUUUAUGAUAACUCAGAGAGGGGUAGAAGCUAACCCGGAGAAAUGCCAGGCAAUACUCCAGAUGAAGAGCCCGGGUUGCAUCAAGGACGUCCAGAGGUUGGCAGGGCGGUUGACCUCAUUAUCCCGAUUUCUCGGAGCUUCGGCAACAAAGGCCCUGCCAUUCUUUAACCUCAUGAAGAAAAGGAUGGCGUUUGAGUGGACACCCGCAUGUGAAGAGGCCUUUCAGCACUUCAAGGAAAUCCUGGCGGCACCACCCGUCCUCGGGAAGCCAAAGGACGGGGAACCACUAUACCUAUACCUCGCCAUAACGAGCGAAGCCCUGGCCGCAGUUCUGGUACGGGAGGACGGAAAAGCUCAACAGCCAGUCUAUUUCAUAAGCAGGGCCUUGCAAGGGGCAGAAUUAAGGUAUAGCAAGUUGGAAAAGCUAGCUUUAGCACUCCUAACUUCCUCACGAAGGUUAAAGCAGUACUUCCAGAGUCAUCAAGUCAUCGUCAGAAUGGACCAAGGGAUCCGGCAAGUACUCCAAAAACCCGAUCUGGCGGGAAGAAUGAUGACUUGGUCCAUCGAACUCUCCCAGUAUGACAUACGAUACGAACCCCGGCAAGCCAUCAAGGCGCAGGCGAUAGCGGAUUUCCUAGUAGAAGUAACGGGAGAUCCAAGCGAAGAAGUGGGUACACGGUGGAAGCUCCAUGUGGACGGAGCCUCCAACCAGACCUUCGGAGGUGCCGGGAUCAUCCUGGAAAGCCCGAUUGGGGUUGUAUAUGAACAGUCGGUCAGAUUCGAGUUUCCCGUCUCGAACAACCAGGCAGAAUAUGAAGCCCUUAUAGGAGGCUUAACCUUAGCGGCAGAAGUCGGCGCAAGAAGACUAGAAAUAUGCAGCGAUUCCCAAGUCGUCACCUCCCAAGUAAACGGUAGCUACCAAGCCAAAGACCCUUUGCUACAGAAGUACUUGGAAAAGGUUAAAAGCUUGAGCCAAAAGUUCGAAGAGGUCACGGUCUACCACGUACCCAGAGAAAGGAACACACGGGCAGACCUUCUAUCAAAAUUGGCCAGCACAAAGCCAGGGGAGGGGAACCGGUCUCUCAUCCAAGGCAUGACAAGAGAACCAGCAAUCACACUGCACAUGACAAUCCUAGGUUCUUCAUGGCUAGACCCCAUCACCGACUUCCUAGAACACGGCAAACUCCCUAGUGAUGAAAAGGACGCGGCGAAGUUGAGAAGGGAAGCGGCCAAAUACGCCGUCAUCCAAGGACAGCUGUUCAGGAAAGGGCUCAACCAACCCCUACUGAAGUGCCUACACCCCGACCAGACGGACUACGUCCUCAGGGAAGUCCAUGAGGGCUGCUGUGGGCACCACAUUGGAGGCAAGGCCCUAGCAAGGAAACUAAUCCGAGCCGGAUACUAUUGGCCGUCGAUGAUGGCAGAUUCCAAAGAGAAAUUCAUGUGGAGGCAGGUGAUAACGCGAUUCGGGAUACCGGAAGUCGUCAUCUCGGACAACGGCACGCAGUUUACUGACAAAAAGUUCACGGAAUUUCUCAACGGCCUGGGUAUAAGGCAAAGGUUCUCUUCGGUAGAACACCCUCAGACGAACGGACAAGUGGAGUCCGCCAACAAGGUUAUCCUUUCAGGGCUAAAAAAGAGGUUGGACAAUAAAAAGGGUGCUUGGGCCGACGAACUAGCAGCGGUUCUCUGGUCCUACCGAACAACCGAACAAUCCUCCACUAAGGAAACUCCUUUUCGAAUAACGUACGGGAUGGAUGCAGUAAUACCCGUAGAGAUCGGUGAGCCGAGCCCGCGGUUGCUUUUGAAAGGAGUGGAGGAAACCGUAGAAAAAGACCUGAUAGAUGAAGCCAGGGAAAUGGCCCAUUUGACAGAAACGGCGCUAAAAUAA